This is a messenger RNA of Penicillium longicatenatum, 1878 nucleotides long. Its product is annotated as pseudouridine synthase PUS2. Gene Ontology annotation, cellular component: nucleus. Lineage: Eukaryota; Fungi; Ascomycota; Eurotiomycetes; Eurotiales; Aspergillaceae. The record is from RefSeq and is a predicted model, not a curated record. The coding region runs from base 1 to 1878 and encodes 625 amino acids. Gene Ontology annotation, molecular function: RNA binding; pseudouridine synthase activity. Gene Ontology annotation, biological process: mRNA pseudouridine synthesis; tRNA pseudouridine synthesis. The transcript has 3 exons.
AUGCGCGCCUCUACUUUCUGGCAGCGCAGUUUGACAGGAAACCUUCCUCUUCUGCGAUCUCUCACUGCUUCCCAGAAGCCCCAAUUCCUCACUCGAUCCCCAUCACGAUCUUUUUGGAUCAAGCUUAAUCGUCCCACGCCAGUUGAAAUCUUCAAUCACACACCAUGGCCGACAACAAAGGAACAGGAGAAGGAGCUGGUAGAAGGCGUAAGAACCGCGAUAUGGGGCGAAACGAAUGGAGCAAGUCGGCAAGCGAUAGAUAAACGAGAACGCCUGGAGCGGCAAGCCGAGACGAAACGACGCAAGAUUGAAAAUGGCGAGGCAGUGCUGGCCCCGAUCUACGCAACGGAGUUCUCCAAGGAAGAAAUCGCGAAUGAAGAACGACGACCCAAAAAGAAAGUUGCGCUCAUGUUAGGCUACUCCGGAACGGGCUACUAUGGCAUGCAGCUGAACGAGCAACAAAAAACUAUCGAGGGAGACCUUUUCUCGGCCCUCGUCGCCGCCCGCGCUAUCUCCAAAGCAAAUGCGUCAGAUCCUAAGAAAUCCUCCUUCGUUCGUUGCGCGCGUACAGACAAGGGCGUCCAUGCUGCGGGUAAUGUGGUGUCUCUGAAGAUGAUCGUGGAGGACCCCGAUAUUGUUCAGAAGAUCAACGAUAAUCUCAGCCCGCAGAUCCGGGUCUGGGGCUAUGAGCUCGCCACGAGCAGCUUCAGCUGUUAUCAGAUGUGCGAUUCUCGCGUUUACGAAUACUUGAUGCCCAGCCAUUGUCUCUUGCCACCACACCCCAGUACUCACCUCGGCAAGAAGAUUGUUGAGCAGGCCGAGAAGGCAGGUGACCUAGACAAUGUCAAUGCUAGACAAGAGGAGGUCUUGGGAUACUGGGAGAAAGUUGAUCAAGAAUACAUCCAACCUAUUCUGGAGAAGGUGCCAGAGGAUGUGCGCAGUAUUGUUCAAAAAUCUCUAUUUGUCAAUGAAGAACAGGAACCAUCAACACAAGACGAGGAGGACGAGGAACCUACGACCACCGGAUCGAAGACUAACGAGGAUCCCGCGCCGCAGCCGGCUGCUGAGCCUCAGCAACCUACCGAUGCGGGCGAGGCUGAGCCCUUCGUCAUGGAUCCUCGUCAAAGACUGAUUCUUGAUACCAUCAAGUCGAUCAAAGCAGCAUAUAUUGCCGCCAAACGGGCAUACCGUGUUCCCGCAUCCCGUGUCGCCCGCCUUCAGGCAUGCUUGGACCAAUAUGAAGGAACGAAAAGAUUCCACAACUACACCAUCCAGAAGACUUUCAAGGAUGCAUCAGCCCAACGUCACAUCAAGUCUUUCAAGGUCAACCCGACCCCUGUUGUGAUCAACGGCACCGAGUGGCUUAGCUUGAAGGUGCACGGUCAAAGCUUCAUGAUGCACCAAAUUCGGAAAAUGGUUGCUAUGGCGGCUCUUCUCGUUCGCAGUGGCUGUAUCCCCAGCCGGAUUUCAGAGACAUACGGCCCUGAACGGAUCGCCAUUCCCAAGGCCCCUGGUCUGGGAUUGUUGCUCGAGCGUCCUAUUUUUGAGACCUACAACACCAAGGCCAGUGGACUGGGCCGUGAACCCGUAGGCUUUGAGAAAUACACAACCGAAAUGGAGGAGUUCAAGCAGCGAGAGAUCUAUGACCGGAUCUUCCGCGAGGAAGAACAAACUUCUGCGUUCAACAUCUUCUUCAAUCAUAUUGACCAUUUCCCCAUGGAGUACUAUCUCUAUGUCACAUCCGGCGGCAUCGAAGCCGCCAAGCUGGUUUCCGCUCCCACAAUUGGGUCGUCUCGUAAGGAAGGUGGGAAGUCUGAUAAAGACAUUGAGAAAGAUCUUUUGGGCGAGUCGGGAGAUGAAAAGCCCGAGGAUAGCUGA